Messenger RNA from Phaethon lepturus (White-tailed tropicbird), 1332 nucleotides. RefSeq names its product tumor necrosis factor receptor superfamily member 8-like. Gene Ontology annotation, molecular function: protein binding. Bases 1 to 1332 code for a protein of 443 amino acids. Lineage: Eukaryota; Metazoa; Chordata; Aves; Phaethontiformes; Phaethontidae. The transcript is spliced from 10 exons. The record is from RefSeq and is a predicted model, not a curated record.
AUGAGUCCAGGCUAUGUUAAAAAGAAAGCAUGUCCUAGGGACCCAGAUGAAGACUGCAUGAGAUGUGGACCUGAACAAUAUGUGAAUGAAGCAUUCCCAAAGCCCCGAUGUGAUGCUUGUGUAUCAUGCGCAAAAGAAUCUGACCUUGUGGAGAAAAAGCCCUGCUCCUUCAAUUCUAGCCGCGUGUGUGAGUGCCGACCAGGCCUGUUCUGCCAAACCCCUGUUCUGAACACCUGCAUACGAUGCCAGCAGCACACUCUUUGCAAGCCUGGUUUUGGAGUCAAAGUCAGAGGCACCUCAACAAAUGAUGUUACCUGUGAAGAGUGCCCAUCUGGGACCUUCUCUGAUCAAAGCUCCAGCACUGACAUCUGCAAGCCCCACACGAACUGUGCUGAGUUAAACAAAGUAGCACUAAACCAAGGAAAUGCCACACAUGAUCAGCUUUGCCUGGACCAAUUGCCCACCUACCUCGCCUCAAGCACUUUGUCCUUGAGACUCAGCAAUGAAACAAGUAACUCUGACCUAAGGAGGUUUGAGGAGAACGUGCUGACCGUUUUACAUGGCACAACAACUGAAAACCUCGGUUCAACUCCUGAGGAGAAAGCUCUGGCUGGCACUUUUCCCACCACAGAUAAGGGGGAGACGACAAUACGAGGUCUAGUUCUUUGGGGAGUGGUUCUCUCUGUGAUAGUGCUACUUGUGGGCAUGCUGUUAUUUUGGAAAUGGAAGGUUUGCAAGAAGCGGAUCCUCAUCCUCAAAGGAAAGCCACAUCUGCAUUCCAUCACUUCACACAAAUCCGGGCUCAAAUCUCCAGGUUCUGAUCUACUGAACAAAUGUGCAGUAAGUGUGAACAAUAUUCCAAAACAGAUCACUUUCCAUUCCAAUGUCAUACUGACUGCUGACAGUGGGCCAGAAGAGGAGUUAAUUGACAGAACUCUCCCUUUGGAAACCAACAAUAACUUGGUCUCCAGCACAGAAAAAGCAUAUAGUCCUGAUCUGAGUCUGACUGAUGUGACACAGAGCAAUGGAAAUGCCCCAGAUGGCCCUAUCGAUUCUCGAGUGAGAGACCACACAAAUAAUCGUAUUGAAAAAAUAUACAUCAUGAAGGCCGACACUGUUAUUGUGGGGUCCAUUUCAGAAGUGCCUAGUGGCAAGAACUGUGCUGCUAGAGGGUGUGAAAGUAAUAUCGAUGCCCAGGAAAACAUGGAAGAGGAACUGGCAAUGCACUAUCCAGAGCAGGAAACAGAGUCUUUUCCAGGGAAUGAUGUAAUGGUUCCUGUGGAAGAAGAGGGAAAAGAAUUUCAUCACCCCACCACUGCCACUGAAAAGUGA